Guillardia theta CCMP2712 is the source of this 480-nucleotide messenger RNA. RefSeq lists its product as hypothetical. Lineage: Eukaryota; Cryptophyceae; Pyrenomonadales; Geminigeraceae. Bases 1 to 480 code for a protein of 159 amino acids. The transcript has a single exon. The record is from RefSeq and is a predicted model, not a curated record.
AUGAAUCUCAUCACGGACAUUCAGAACGGUUUUGUGGGGUUGACCAAGGAGAUUGAAAGCCAGAGUAGGCAAAAAUUCAACGAAAUUGUGAACUCGGCGCAUACUCUUGUACCUAUCUUUGAAAACAGCGAACAGGGUUCUGAAGACCAGGGGUUGAAAAACGGGCAUCCAGGGAAAAGGAGUAGCUUUACGUUUGGAAACCAUAAUCAGCUGCUGAUACCGGAAGAGAUUGGCAGUCUGUACGGAAGCACCAAUGCAAAGGCGAAACAGGAGGGGACAAGCAAAAGCACGACGCUCAUUCGACGCCACUCUAUCUCAGGGAGUCAAGUGAAAGUUUCCUCGGGCUCUCGCUCGGUGUCAAAGCCUGAAUUGAAGAAGACGCGAUCGUUGCAAGCUCAUCAUGAAUCUGCGGACACUUGUGAUGAAGCCACCCGCAGCAAGAUCGAACAAUGGUUUAGCAAAAGCCGAUCAGCUGCCUGA